AUGCGGGAGAGCAUCAAGAUCGUCGGUUGUUCGGCUUGUUUGGGAAGAAGAAAGAAGAGGAGACAUGUGGCGGGUGUAGCUACGUAUGAGCAGGGACACGUAGGUGAGAUUCAUCCUACGCCUAUGUCUCAUGGCCACGUAGAGGAGGGUAAGGUCCAUGGCGAAGGCGAGGGGAAGAAAAAUGAAGGGGGCCUCAUGGAAAAGCUGCAUCGCACGAACAACUCUUCUUCCAGCUCUAUUUCUUGUGCCUUAAAUCUAUUUAAGUCUAGCGAUGAGGAAGAAGAUGGAAAGGGGGAGAAGAAAAAGAAGAAAAAGGUGGAUUGA
Messenger RNA from Cryptomeria japonica (Japanese cedar), 324 nucleotides. Its product is annotated as phosphoprotein ECPP44-like. NCBI's taxonomy places the organism in Eukaryota, Viridiplantae, Streptophyta, Pinopsida, Cupressales, Cupressaceae. The coding region runs from base 1 to 324 and encodes 107 amino acids. The transcript is spliced from 2 exons. The record is from RefSeq and is a predicted model, not a curated record.